This is a messenger RNA of Cyphomyrmex costatus, 2073 nucleotides long. RefSeq lists its product as uncharacterized. Bases 1 to 2073 code for a protein of 690 amino acids. NCBI's taxonomy places the organism in Eukaryota, Metazoa, Arthropoda, Insecta, Hymenoptera, Formicidae. The record is from RefSeq and is a predicted model, not a curated record. The transcript has 5 exons.
AUGGCGUUACUGGGAAACUAUCUUAUUUCGGGCUUCACUACAUCAAAGAUAACACAAGAAAAUAAAGCAAAGUUCUCUCAUAUACUUGCACCUUCACAACUGACACAUAAUAUUUACAAAAUGUCUUAUUUACGGGCAAUUCAAAAAAUACCGGGCGAUACUGCCAGUGAGAAAUUACGUUGGAUCAGAAAAGUGACUUUGUACCAGAGCAGUAGCGAUCUUGAACAAUUUCCACCAGAAUUACUGCCUAUUUUAAAUGUAGAAACUGCCAUUAAAGAAAAGAAACAUGAAGAUAUAACAUUUGCUCUUAAGUGUGAAGACUCAGCGAUAAUAAACCGUGCAUUUAAAGCCUUUUGGUUUUUUGAUGGUAGCUAUAAAGAAAUUGUUAACGUCAGGUAUUUUUUCGAACAUCUUUUCCCUUACGUUUCUGUAAAAACAAGAACACGUAUUGUGCUGACACUUGCACAUCAAUUGUCUGGCAAGGAUCCAAUUUUUGCGCAGGAAAUAUUUACAGAAAUGGUUUCGAUUUAUGGCAUUCAAACCGCUUAUCCGUUGAUCAUAGCUUGCAAUGAGACUUUCGCUUAUAAAAUAAUUGUGGAGAAAGAAUUAGUGUUACCUGUUAAAAUUGUUAAAAAGAUAUAUUAUAUCAAUCCGGAUUUGGCAGUACGUUUUCUCAAAUUAUUGAGACCUCGUCCCUCUAGACUAAAUAGGACUUAUCAAAAUCCCUUUGCGAUCGGCAUUUAUAAAUACAAAUCUCUCCUCCCUAAAUUAAUAAAGAAACGACUGGAGGCUUUUAUAGAACUGUUUGUGAUUCAUAAAAUUUCUCCACCUAAAAUUACUUUGAGCAACAAGUGCGCCGAAAUAUUUCUUAAGAAAGCUCAGCAACACCUGAUACUAAAGCCACAGUUAUAUAUUCAUAUCUUACCACUCAAAAAAAUUAAUAAGGAUUUAAUGGAAAAAAUAUUCCCUAAUCUGUUGCCAAGAAUGUCUGACUUCAGUAAAUAUACUAUGCUCAGUUACUUGGAACAUUAUCCAUGUGAUAAACAAUACGAUUUGAUUCGUAAAUCAUUCAUGAUUAAAUAUGGUGUUAAUAUUCUUGAAGAAACAAGAUAUGUCCGGCCUGACUUAUUACAGUUAUUACCUGUCGAGGAACGAAACAGAAUGGCUAAAAUUAAAAUUCUCGAGAAGCACAACUUAGGGGAGAAUCGUUAUAAAGAUAAAGUCUCUAUGGAACUCGAUAAUCUAUGUGAACAGAAGUUCUCUUCCGUGACCGAAGAAUCUUGCUGGUUUUAUUAUUUACCUGUUAACGAAAUUAUUCCGGUUAUCAAAGAUAAAUUAAUUAAAACUACAGAUGAAAAAGAUAGAAUUGAUCUCCUUAUGCGAAUGAUCUAUGCUUGUAAUGUUAAUAAAGAUGAUAAUGCCUUGUAUAAAACAUCGUGCACCAAAAUAGAAAAAAUGACAAUUAGAGAUUAUCCUUGGUUAAUGGAUGUUAUUUACGAAAUUCUACGUUCUGGCAAAAAUUCUAUCUUGAAAAAUAUAUUGCAGGAAAAUGAGCCAGAACUGUACUGCAGUUGGUUUCCUUCAAAUAUGGCAAAUGUAACGUCAGGCGCGGCGCUCGCUCUAUUGAAACGAGAUUCACGAAACGUACUGGAUAAUUGGGAAGAAUACUUAGCAAAUUGCAUGAAGAACUACAAUUCAAAACAUGUACAACGCUUUAUCAAGGCCACGCGAUGGUAUAAAGACUUGCCCAUUAAAUUUUUUGAACGUUGCAUGAAUUAUAUUUACGAUAAAAAUACAGAUGAAAUACCGUCAAGCCUAGUUGUCUUGGCUCUUUUAUGUCAUGGUGAUGAAUUGACAAAACUGAUCGAUCCUUUCAUACCCACAGAAACACUGAUAGAUAUCAAUCUUCCAAAUGCUAAAAAUAACUAUAAAAUUGUAAAAUAUUUACUAUUGAGCAUGAGACUUUCUAAUCCACCAAUACCUCUCGAUCUCAUAGUUAGAUUGUGUGUAGGAGAUUAUUUAUCAAUGGCUUUGAUGACACUAACAAAUGCUGAUGUAUUUGAUAGCGACUAA